CAGAGCAGGCUGAGGCGGCUGGCAGUGUGAGGGGGGAGGCGGCGGGAGCCGUUGCACGUGCUGUUGGCGGGCCGUUGAGGAGGCGUCGAGGCGGGAGAAGCAGCUUCGCCGCGGUUCCUCUCGGAGCACCAGCCACCCACGCACCUGCGGCGGUUGGGCUGCCGGUGGGUCCGAAAGCCACCAUGGACGACGAGGAUUGGGACACGGAAAUCACGGAUAACCGUGGCGGAGGAGCCUUGCCCGCCUUUCAGCCCAAUUUCCAGAAAUCGGGCAGUUUACCUGUAAGAGCAAAUGAAACUUCAUCUGUCUUUGGUCGAAGUGUGAAGCCAGCAGGUGUUGAUGGAAAACAAAAUGGAGAAGAAAAACCAACAGGUGGAUUUGGAAAUAGACGGAGUUUUGGAAACAGAGGUGCAUCAGGAAAUAGGUUUGAAGAAAGAAACCCAGGUUUUGGGAGAGAAGUUGGUGAUAAUGAAGACAGCCAGUCAGAUGCAUUAUUCUCAAGGAGAGGAGGAAUGAUUGAUGGCGGUGAUACAUAUAGAGGUAGAAGAGGAUCUAUCAGAGGUGGCCGAGGAGGACAUGGGCUAUUUACAAGUAAUGAUUAUGAGAUGCAAGAUGGAGGGCAACAAUCUAGUUUCUUUGGUUCUAAAAGAGGGGGGUUUGGUGCUUCCUCAGGUGAUGCUGAAAAUAGAGGAAGAAGAUUUAGAGGCAGAGGAGGUUACAAGGGAAUCAAUGAAGAAGUAAUUGGAGGUGCUGGGAAAAGUUUGUGGAAAUCAGAUGGUGAUGGAGAAGGGGGUGACUUUGCAGGUCCAAAGGUGACAUAUAUACCACCACCGCCACCAGACAGUGAAGAUGAUAUCUUUGCACAUUACCAGACAGGAAUAAACUUUGACAAAUAUGAUAACAUUCUUGUGGAAGUGUCAGGACUCGAUCGCCCAGCUGCAAUUAUGACCUUUGAAGAAGCUGGUCUCUGUCAAACAUUAAUCAAGAAUAUUGCUAGAGCUGGAUAUUCCAAACUUACCCCUGUGCAGAAGCAUAGUAUUCCUAUUGUACUGGCAGGACGUGAUUUAAUGGCAUGUGCCCAAACAGGAUCUGGAAAAACAGCAGCUUUUCUAAUACCAAUUUUGGCUCAGAUGAUGCAAGAUGGAGUUUCUGCAACUCAGUUCAAAGAGCAGCAAGAACCGGAAUGUAUAAUAGUGGCGCCAACAAGAGAACUUGUAAAUCAGAUCUUCCUUGAAUCAAGAAAAUUUGCAUAUGGUACUUGUAUACGGCCAGUUGUGGUUUAUGGAGGUACACAAACAAAUCAUUCCGUUCGCCAGAUACAGCAAGGCUGUAAUAUAUUAUGUGCUACUCCCGGAAGACUUCUGGAUAUCUUAGGCAGAGAAAAGAUUGGUCUGAGCAAACUCAGGUACUUAGUUUUAGAUGAAGCAGACCGUAUGCUGGAUAUGGGAUUUGGCCCAGAUAUGAAGAAGCUGAUUUCCAAUCCAGGCAUGCCACCAAAGGAUGAACGGCAAACAUUAAUGUUCAGUGCCACUUUUCCUGAAGAAAUUCAGAGGCUGGCUGGAGAAUUUUUGAAGAUAGAGUACCUUUUUGUUGUUGUUGGACAAGUGGGUGGAGCCUGCAGUGAUGUUCAGCAGACUAUACUUCAAGUUAGUCAGUAUGACAAGAGAGACAAACUUGUUGAGAUUCUACAAGGCAUAGGUGAUAAACGAACCAUGGUGUUUGUGGAAACUAAGAAAAAGGCAGAUUUUUUUGCAACUCUUCUUUGCCAAGAAAAAAUAAAAACCACAAGUAUUCAUGGUGAUCGGGAACAGAGAGAACGAGAAGAAGCUCUUCAUGAUUUUCGUUCUGGAAGAUGCCCUGUUCUUGUUGCAACAUCAGUGGCAGCAAGAGGCCUGGAUAUUGAGAAUGUUCAGCAUGUUAUAAAUGUUGAUCUUCCUUCCUCAGUAGAUGAUUAUGUUCACAGAAUUGGGCGAACUGGACGCUGUGGUAACAUAGGCAAAGCAGUUUCUUUCUUUGAUCCUGCUACAGACAGUGGUAUUGCACAGCCCCUCAUCAAAGUGCUUGCAGAUGCCCAACAGGAAGUUCCAUCAUGGCUAGAAGAAAUUGCUUGUGGUUCCUGUCCCGUUGGUUUUAGCAAUCCAAGAAGAAAUAUGUUUGCAUCUGUUGAUUCUAGAAAGGCUUUCCAGAGCAAAGAAAAUCAGCACAGUGGAGGAUUUCUUGCAUCAAAUACAAGUCCAGCUGAUGAGUCGUGGGAUUGACGACCUACAGUGAUGGAAUGAAGUUCUUGACUUAUCAUGCUAAACUUUCCAAGCACAAUAGAUAUGUGAAAAGUUAUCUGAACCCGGAAUACAUUUGCUUAAGCCCCUUUGAUUUCUGUGGCACUUAUUUCCAAGUAAGUAUGUUUAGGAUUGUGGUCUUGAGUUAUUUAAGAAAAUAUUGAUGUUAUUACCACCAAUGUUCAGGAAAGGUGGAUAGAUGGGUUAUACUUAAAAGAAGAUUGUUUUGUUUUAUCUUAAAUGUUUUGUUUGCUGAUAUCUUGGUAGUUGGUGAAUUUA
This is a messenger RNA of Eublepharis macularius, 2555 nucleotides long. It is a transcript of the gene DDX4, whose product is annotated as DEAD-box helicase 4. The transcript is spliced from 21 exons. Lineage: Eukaryota; Metazoa; Chordata; Lepidosauria; Squamata; Eublepharidae. The coding region runs from base 183 to 2258 and encodes 691 amino acids. The record is from RefSeq and is a predicted model, not a curated record. Gene Ontology annotation, molecular function: ATP binding; RNA binding; RNA helicase activity. Gene Ontology annotation, biological process: gamete generation; cell differentiation. Gene Ontology annotation, cellular component: P granule; nucleus.